AUGAAUUCCCUCAUUCGGUUUGAUUUUGGUGUGGUUGGAUCAGUCACAAGUCCGCUAGUAGUAAUUCAGACUACCUUAUUUGAAUGUGGAGGAUUAGUCAUUGGUAUAUGCAUCUGCCACGCCAUUGCCGAUGGAUUCAUUAUGGUUAAAUUCAUUACUUCUUGGGCAACUGCAAGCCAAGUAGGGACAAAGGAACUACUCUUACCAUGUUUCAACUUGGCUUCUCUCUUCUCAGCAAAAGUUUUACCCAUGCUCAAGCCCCCGCCUCCACCAAGAGUCUUUGGACUUGAUAAGGUUGUCACAAGGCAAUUCGUGUGCGAUGGGGCUGAAAUAUCAAUCCUGAAAGCCAGAUCCAGUCCUGGGUCUUGUGAUGUAGGAGUCAAGCCAAAACCUUCACUAAAACACAAUUAUUGUGGAUACCUCUACAGAUUGGUUGCAGCAAGAUUUAUGGGGGACAGGAGCAAAAUGGAGUUGCCUGAUUUGGUGGUUUUACUGAGGGAUGCAAUCUAUGUGAAUGCACUAUGUUGCGAGGAUGUGUUCCCCACUGUUGUAAAAUCCUUCAAUAAGGUAAACGAGGAAUCGAAGAAAGAGUAUGUAGAUGUCCACAUGUUUACUAGCUGGUGUAGAUUCCCAACUUACGAAGCUGAUUUUGGUUGGGAAAAGCCCACUUAG
Vitis riparia (riverbank grape) is the source of this 672-nucleotide messenger RNA. RefSeq names its product acetyl-CoA-benzylalcohol acetyltransferase-like. NCBI's taxonomy places the organism in Eukaryota, Viridiplantae, Streptophyta, Magnoliopsida, Vitales, Vitaceae. The record is from RefSeq and is a predicted model, not a curated record. The transcript has 2 exons. The coding region runs from base 1 to 672 and encodes 223 amino acids.